Messenger RNA from Nelumbo nucifera (sacred lotus), 5379 nucleotides. It is a transcript of the gene SAR1, whose product is annotated as SUPPRESSOR OF AUXIN RESISTANCE1. The record is from RefSeq and is a predicted model, not a curated record. Gene Ontology annotation, cellular component: nuclear pore. Lineage: Eukaryota; Viridiplantae; Streptophyta; Magnoliopsida; Proteales; Nelumbonaceae. Gene Ontology annotation, molecular function: structural constituent of nuclear pore.
UCGAAAAUGGACAAACCCCAAAAGUUCGAACAGCCCACUGGUCCGUUAAUUUUCGUUUGAAGUUUGAACGGACGUUUCACUUUCUCAAAGUCUAGGGUUCGGCGCUCCAUCUCAAAGUCUCGCCGGCGGUAUAUCCCUCUCUCCGGCGAUCUUCCUCUCGCCCUCUCACUUUCUCCAACGACAGCACUCCUUCUCUCAGCGCCUCUCACUUUCUCUAGCGAGCAGUACAACACUCUCUCUUCUCUCAGCGCCCUCUCACUUUCCUCAGCAGCGACAGCAGUCACAGCACUCCCUUUUCAGCGGCGACAGCCUCUCCUCUGACCUCUGCGAUUUGUUCAUUUAGGUUACCACUUGCAUUUCUUCUCUUUGUUGCUUCAGAAGUGCCAGCAUAUUCCUUCUCCAGAUAUGACCAACCAGUCUUUAGGGGGAAUGGAGGUUCCUGUUGUUGGCAGUGAUGCUGUGAAGUGGAUUGAAAUUUCUGUUCCUUCAGCAUGGACAACUGCUGAUUCUGCUGCUGCACAUCACUAUGCUCCCCUGACAGAGGAUGUUGCCUCUUGCCACAUCAUUGGAGAUCCUCCCACGUAUCUUAUAUGGAGAAUACACAAGAAGCUGCCCCAUGCACUUGAGUUGUUGGAAGUCUCUGCAUGCAAAGAAUUUCCAAGGAUCGGGCUGCGUCUCAUGUUCCAUGAUGCACUUUGUCCCUUUACUUUUAUAUGCAAAGAUGAGAACCAAGUUACCACUGGGAGCCCAUAUCUUCUUUAUGCUGUAACGGUUUCAGGAAUUGCUUAUCUUUUCAAACUGAGAAACCUUCAUGCUUAUGCAUCUUGCUCCCUUUUUCCUCGGAGUGAGCUUAUAGAGUUCAACAUACGGACCCAUCAACAGUCUGAAACAAUAACAGCCAUAACAGCAAUAAUGGGUUGCCUAGUCAUUGGGAGGAGUGAUGGAUCAGUUGGUUGUUUUCAACUUGGCAUACUUGACCAAAGUGCCGCAGGUUUCAUGCAUGAAUUGCGAGAUGAUGUUGGGAUUGGUCGUUUGUGGGGUCUUAUGGCUAGGGGUAGGACAGUUGGAGCUGUGCUGGAUUUAGCAGUACUGGAGGUGCAUGGAAACAAAUUGAUUUUUGUGCUUCAUGUUGAUGGGAACUUACGAGUGUGGGAUCUUCUAAGUUACACUAGGAUUCUGAGUUAUACAUUUAACAUUCCAACGGUGACAGGAACUACAAUCUCAAAGUUAUGUGUUGGUGAAGUUAACAACGAUAAGAGUUUAAUUCCUCUAGCUAUCUUAUACCGUUCCUUGGAAGUGCAAAUGGCAAUGAUUUCUAUUUGUAGCCUUCAAUUUUGUCUUGGGGACAAAAUUACAUUGUCAUUGGAGCCUUUCAUAAAAACAAUCCCGUUUGAGGAGGGGCGGAUUGUUGACUUGAUUAUUACUUCUAACAAAGUUUGGAUUCUUAAAGAUGAUGUGCUGACGUUGUACAAUUUGUUUCACACCGAUGAUAAGCUGGGGGAAACACACAGUUAUGGCUUGCAGGAAUCCUUUGUUGCUGAUGAAUUAUUCCAGGGUCAUGAACACUCUUUAGAUGAUGUGAUUUGGGCCAACCACUCCUUGUUUCCUUCAGUUAAGGAUCAGAUUGCCCCAUUUUUCUCUUCUAUUUUCUUGCGGAGGUUGCUUCGUCCUGGAGUGCAGCAAAGUGUUGCUUUAAGUGCAACCAUAAAUGAUUAUAACAAGCUACCAUCUGAUGUUGUGUUACAGUCGUUAACUGUUGACAGUCUGAAAGGGGAAAUCAUUUCAUUAAUUGAGAGUGAGGGAAUCACUGAAAAUCCAAUUUCAGUAGUCCAUUCAUGGAGAAAAUUUUGUAAUCGUUAUUUCCAUUAUUGGUGUGAAUACAAUAAACCAUAUGGUUUGCUGGUUGAUUCAUCAACUGGUACAGUUGGUUUGAUCAGGAGAAAUUCAAUAUCCUUAUUCCGUCAUUUAGAGGAUAUUGAGCUUCUUAUCUAUGGUUGUUUUGAUGAAUAUGGUGAUUCUGUAAGUUCUUGGUUAGAUUUGCCAGACAAUGAUCUUGAUCGAGAGAUUAUUUUUGAAGUACUUAGAUGUGUUAGCAAAAUUAACCAACAAUUGGGCAAAGCAGCUGCUUCUGUAUUCUACGAGUCACUUGCCAGUGCACCAAUUAUCUCAUCUGAAGUUAUUGUUCCUUGCUUACUUAAGAUUCUUGAAACUGGAUAUAGUUCAUCAAUAGAGGCAGUCAACAUAUCAUCCCUAGUUGGAGCAGAUACUGCCUUUGAAAAGGAAUUAGCGGAUCACAAAAGGCAGAGGGAAUUCUCAGUUGAUGUGCUGUUGAUGAUUCAUGCUGUCUAUAACAAAGCAACCACAUGGGACAGAGUUUUGAAUGCCAUAGAAAACUACCUAAAAUUUCUUGUCCCUCGUAAGAGCUUAGAAAGAUUGGAUUCUAGUGCAGACUUUAGCAUGAAUACAUCCAUAUUGGUUCAGGCUGCUUCUCAAGUUGCUAAAAUGAUGUUUGAAUCUGCAUUUGGCAUCCUUCUGCUAUUGGGCUAUCUUGUCAAUAUCAGUGGCCAGGUCCUUAUGGCACAUGAAGAUAUCUCUAAAAUUCAACUUGAGUUGAUUCCAAUGGUUCAAGAAAUUCUUACAGAAUGGCUUGUGAUCCAUUUCUUAGGAACUACUCCAUCUGAAUCACAGGCCUUGCAGGAUUUCAGUUCUCAACUUUCAUCACUACAUAUUGACAGCAAUAAUGAUAAUAUAUCAUGGAAUGAGAAGCUUGGUACUUGCAACUUCACACUGGCUUGCAUACUUUUGCCUGAUAUAAAAUGUUCCUCCGAUUAUCGGGACUACCUUUCUUCAAGAUCUUUUCCUAGCCCGAACAACAUUAUCAGUGCAUUACGGAACAUAAGCAGCUGGAUUAUUUGGGGUAAGACAGGGGAAGAAUCCUCAUCUUUCUUCAGCCGUUCAACUGAAAUUGCAUUGAUCCUGCUUAGGCAUGGACAAUAUGAAGCUGUUGAGAACCUAUUUGCUAUUGUUGAUGGACAUUCAUGUAAAGAAAGGAUACCCCAGAGUGUCCAGGGCUCUGAUGGCAUAUGGUGCAUGCACCAUCAUCUUUUGGGGUGCUGCCUUCUUGCACAAGCGCAAUGUGGAUUACAAGGAACUUCAAAGGAAAGGAAAGUUCGUGAAGCUGUUCGCUGUUUUUUUAGAGCAUCAUCGGGACAAGGAGCAUUACAAGCUUUACAGAGUUUGUCCUUUCAAACAGGACUGUCAAAUCCUGGUCAUAUCUGGAAGCUUCUUUAUUAUCAGUGGGCAAUGCAGAUUUUUGAGCAAUAUAAUAUGAGUGAAGGUGCUUGCCAGUUUGCUCUUGCUGCACUUGAGCAAGUAGAUGAAGUUCUUGGUCUGAAAGAUGAGAUCUGUGAUGGGGAUCCUUUUAAUGAACCUGCAACAACUAUUAGAGGGCGACUUUGGGCAAAUGUCUUCAAGUUUACUCUAGAUCUUCACCGCUAUUAUGAUGCAUAUUGUGCUAUAAUUUCAAAUCCAGAUGAAGAUAGCAAAUACAUCUGUCUUAGGCGUUUCAUAAUUGUUCUUUGUGAGCAGGGCAUCAGUAAGACACUUUGUGAUGGACAACUGCCAUUUAUUGGGCUAAUGGAAAAAGUUGAGCAAGAGCUUGCUUUAAAGGCAGAGCGCUCAGAUGUUGCAGCAAAACCAAAUCCAUACAAGUUACUUUAUUCUUUUGAAAUGCAUCGGCACAACUGGAGAAGGGCAGCUAGUUAUAUGUACAGAUAUACAACUCGCUUGAUGAAUGAAGCUACCCCGAAGGAUGACCAACAACUUUCCAUAGUUUUGCAUGAGAGGCUGAAUGGAUUAUCUGCAGUUAUCAAUGCCUUGCAUCUUGUUGGUCCCACAUAUUCUUGGAUCGACCCUCACAUUGAAGGCUACUCUUGUUUGGAUGAGCAUUAUCCACACAAAAGGGCCCGUACAUUUUGCAAUGAGAACUCUGUUACCAGCAAUGAUGUUCAAUCACAGAAGGUACAAUAUAAUAUUGAUAUUGAAAAGCUGGAAAAUGAGUUUGUUUUGACAUUGGCACAGUAUUUACUUUCAUGUGCAAAUGCAAAAUCAACAUUUACAGGAAAUCAAAAACUCUCAUCAGAUAUUGUGGACCUGUUGAUUCAGACAAAUUUAUAUGAUAUAGCAUUUACAAUUCUUCUGAGAUUUUGGAAGGGUUCAGGAUUGAAGAGUGAAUUGGAACGAAUCUUUGUUGCUAUAGCACUGAAAUGUUGUCCAAAUGGAGUAGUUUCCACAUUUAAUGGGAAAAGUUUCAGAAUGCAAGGUCUUGUUCUGACCUCAUCAGCCAAUGAAACAUUUAUUCAAGGCGCAUCUCUAUCUCAGCAGUCAAGUGGGAACUUCCAGUGGGAACAACUCAAGAUUUAUCUUGAAAAAUAUAAGAAGUUACACACAAGGUUACCGGUAAUUGUUGCAGAAACACUUCUGCAUACUGAUCCUCAGAUUGAAUUGCCUCUUUGGCUAGUACACAUGUUCAAGUUUCGUCAAAGGGCUUGGGGGAUGACUGGACAAGAAGCAGAUCCUGCAUCUCUAUUUCGACUAUAUGUUGAUUAUGGUCGGUAUGCAGAAGCUACAAAUCUUUUGAUCGAGUACAUUGAGGAAUUUGCAUCUCUGAGACCAGCCGACAUAGUUAACCGAAAAAAAAUGUCUGCCAUUUGGUUCCCAUACACGUCAAUUGAGCGCCUUUGGUGCCAAAUUGAGGAGUUGAGAAGUUCAGGGCACAUGAUUGAGCAAUGUGAUAAGCUCAAGAAGUUGUUGCAUGGAGCUUUGCUGAACCAUCUGAAACUAGUACAGGUUGACUCGCAUGAUGCACUGUCUUCUGUGUUCUGAUUGUAAAUUUCAAUAGUAGCUCUCCACUGCACAUUUCAGCAUCCAGGAUUUCACGACCGUUACAGUGCCAAGUAAAUGGUGCUACAAGGGGAACACAAAUGACAAGUCUUCUGGCAGUUUUACUCACAGGGUCCGGGCAUUUUUUUGGCUUGCUGGCCUGUCAAAACCAUCAGGAAAGCCCCCUUCCCUUCAUUUCUUUUGGGAUAAGCAGCUGACAAGCAGUCAUGUGCCUAUAAGGUCCAUGCACCAAGUCCUUGCAGUUUUGAUUGCUCAUAACCAACGUAUUAGAACAAUUUGGAAGAAAGCUUCAUUUCACUGCUUUGCAUAGUAUCGGUUCCCCAUUACAUACUUGUGUUACGGUCAAGUCCCAGUGUAAACCUGCAAUAUCUUGUAAAUUGUAAUGACCAUCGAGAAUAUCAGUUUCAAUUUGUAAGCUGUUUUCAGACAUAAGCAGCAGAGUUUCACCAAAUUAUAGAAACUAGGGCCUUUCUUUUA